AUGUACACGGAGUCAUGGGAGGAAGAGUGGGAGCGUGUCUUGUGGAAGAAGAAGCCAUACCCCGAUAACUAUGUCCCCAAGUCCUUUCUCAAGUCUUUGAGCAAGAAUCCAAACUUCAAACCCUACACCUAUUGGCACCUCGUGCUCCUCUCAUGCCCCAUAAGUCAGCACCUUGCCAGCAUCUUCGUCGUCAUCGCAAUCUUCGUUCGGCUACAACAGCGGUUGCUGGAUCCACGCGCCCUCAUAUGGAUAUCCUCCGGAGUCUUCCUGGUGGGGUACAUCGCGUGGGAGCUGCUUGAAUGGGCCGUGCUAGACAGAGAGACUCGGAACACGAACAGGGCGAAGGCAGUCAAAGCCUCUAUCCUCGUUUUCCUCGCCCUCAUGUCCCUCUCUCCGGUCCUAAAGACUUUGACCGCUGCAACAUCCUCGGACUCGAUUUGGGCUCUGUCGGCAUGUCUGUUUAUCCUGAACGCGCUUCUGGCCGAUUAUACUGCGAUGAGACCCAGAAGCCAGCAGCGCGAGAGGCUUACCUCGGUGCUGUCAAUGAACGCUGCCAUCUCGUCCUCGGUUGUACUGGCUUCGCGAUUACCGGACGAUUUGUCUGUGUUUGGGCUGAUCUUGUUCUCGGUCCAAUCGUUCGCGUUGUUCCCUAUGCUACGCCGCCGCAUGCAGGUCAGCGCGAAGACACUGCAGGUCGUCCUCACGCUGCUCAUGUCCGCGCUCGCGGUUCUCCUCACGCAGUCGCUAUCACGCACCGCAGCCCGGAUCUACGUGGUCUGCUUCCUGUUCGCCACGUUCAUUGCGCCAGGCGUCCUCGUCUGGGCGCAGCGGUACAAGAAUGAAAUUCGAGGCGACUGGGACCCAGCCGUGCCUAAGGUCAAUCGACGGCUCUCGCUCUCGCGUUGA
Molecule: messenger RNA, 906 nt
Organism: Epithele typhae
Lineage: Eukaryota; Fungi; Basidiomycota; Agaricomycetes; Polyporales; Epitheliaceae
Product: phosphatidylinositol N-acetylglucosaminyltransferase
Exons: 6
Coding region: 1-906 (301 amino acids)
Biological process (GO): GPI anchor biosynthetic process
Cellular component (GO): glycosylphosphatidylinositol-N-acetylglucosaminyltransferase (GPI-GnT) complex; membrane
Source: RefSeq, a predicted model, not a curated record